Sphaeroforma arctica JP610 is the source of this 152-nucleotide messenger RNA. The record is from the annotation of a RefSeq genome assembly. NCBI's taxonomy places the organism in Eukaryota, Ichthyosporea, Ichthyophonida.
AUGGAUUAUAUCGAAGUGGUGGGUAGAGGGAAGACGAUCACAGUGGCAUCGCUGCCCUUCGUGGCCGUGCCCACCACAGCAGGGACUGGUGCGGAAGUCACUAAGAAUGGAGUUUUGGCGUCAACUGAACACAACGUGAAGGCAUCGAUUAG